CCCCUAGUGGGAGUCCGCGGCGAGCGCAGCAGCAGGGCCGGGUCCUGCGCCUCCGGGAUCGGCGUCCAGGCUCGGAGCGCGGCACGGAAACGGCGGCGGCGCUGGACCAGGUGGUAGGCCCUGCAUCAUGGAAACUCUUUCUAAUGCAAGUGGUACCUUUGCCAUACGCCUUUUAAAGAUACUAUGUCAAGACAACCCUACGCGCAACGUGUUUUGUUCUCCUGUGAGCAUCUCCUCUGCCCUGGCCAUGGUUCUCCUAGGGGCAAAGGGAAACACCGCAACCCAGAUGGCCCAGGCACUUUCUUUAAACACAGAGGAAGACAUUCAUCGGGGUUUCCAGUCGCUUCUCGCUGAAGUGAACAAGCCUGGCACACAGUAUCUGCUGAGAACAGCCAACAGGCUCUUUGGAGAGAAAACGUGUCAAUUUCUCUCAACGUUUAAGGAAUCCUGUCUUCAAUUCUACCAUGCUGAGCUGAAGGAGCUUUCCUUUAUCAAAGCUGCAGAGGAGUCCAGGGAACACAUCAACACUUGGGUCUCAAAGAAGACGGAAGGUAAAAUUGAAGAGUUGCUGCCGGGUAGCUCCAUUGAUGCAGAAACCAGACUGGUUCUUGUCAAUGCCGUCUACUUCAAAGGGAAGUGGGAUGAACAGUUUGACGAAACGUACACAAGGGAAAUGCCUUUUAAAAUAAAGCAGGAGGAGCAAAGGCCAGUGCAGAUGAUGUAUCAGGAGGCCACGUUUAAGCUCGCCCACGUGGGCGAGGUGCGCGCGCAGCUGCUGGAGCUGCCCUACGCCGGGGAGGAGCUGAGCCUGCUCGUGCUGCUGCCUGACGACGGCGUGGAGCUCAGCACGGUGGAAAAAAAUCUCACUUUUGAGAAACUCACAGCCUGGACCAAGCCAGACUGUAUGAAGAGUACUGAGGUUGAAGUUCUCCUUCCAAAAUUUAAACUGCAAGAGGAUUAUGACAUGGAAUCUGUGCUUCGGCGUUUGGGAAUGGUCGAUGCCUUCCAACAGGGCAAGGCUGACUUGUCGGCAAUGUCAGCGGAGGGAGACCUGUGUCUGUCCAAGUUCGUGCACAAGAGUUUUGUGGAGGUUAAUGAAGAAGGCACCGAGGCAGCAGCAGCCUCAGGCUGCGUUGUGAUUGCAGAGUGCUGCAUGGAAUCUGGCCCAAGGUUCUGUGCUGACCACCCUUUCCUUUUCUUCAUCAGGCACAACAGAGCCAACAGCCUUCUGUUCUGUGGCAGGUUCUCAUCUCCAUAAAGGGUGCACUUACUCUGCACUCAGCCAUUUCCCUCUUGCUGUGUCCCCAGAUCCCCACUACAGCUCCAAGAGGAUGGGCCUAGAAAGCCAAGUGCAAAGAUGAGGGCAGAUUCCUUACCUGUCUGCCCUCAUGAUUUGCCAGCAUAAGUUCGUGAUGCUUUACACUCAGCUCUUCCAUACUGAUCACUCAUUUAUCCUACUUAAUCAGAAUCUUGAGAAAAUAGACCAUAAUGAUUCCCUGUUGUAUUAAAAUUGCAGCCCAAAUCCCAUAGGAUGGCAAGCAAAGUUCUUCUAGAAUUCCACAAGCAAUUCACUCUGGAGACCCCGUGCUUUCCUGAGACCUCAAAUACAUGCCUUAACCCACUGCCUCAGUGGUAAUAAAUGCUGCUAGAUAUUGCUACUAGUUUAUAGAUUUCCUGGUGCUUAGUCUUUUAAAAAAGGUUUUAAAGUGCACACGUAUAUUCUGUCUUUUUUUUUCUUUUUGACAUCUACCAAUAACCAACCACGCACCAAACACUGCAUUUGGCACUGGGGAUGCAAAGGGGACAGAGCUAUCCUCCUUUUACACCUGGUCUUCAAUUGUGUGCCCAACUUACAUAGCUUU
This is a messenger RNA of Cercocebus atys (sooty mangabey), 1862 nucleotides long. RefSeq names its product serpin peptidase inhibitor, clade B (ovalbumin), member 9 (gene SERPINB9). The transcript has 7 exons. The coding region runs from base 128 to 1258 and encodes 376 amino acids. Gene Ontology annotation, cellular component: cytoplasm. Lineage: Eukaryota; Metazoa; Chordata; Mammalia; Primates; Cercopithecidae. Gene Ontology annotation, molecular function: serine-type endopeptidase inhibitor activity. The record is from RefSeq and is a predicted model, not a curated record. Gene Ontology annotation, biological process: negative regulation of endopeptidase activity.